CAGGGUAACCCCUCCCCUGCCGCCGCCGCCGCGUGUAAAGAGCCAGCCCAGCCGACUAAACCUCGCAUACAAAAGACGACGUAGGGCUGGCUCACACGCAGGCAGCAUCACUGGAUGACUUGGUGGUGGUGAGGCUGAAUGUUUGAACUAUCUCCACUAAAGGUGACAUGCUUCUGUUAUGGUCAAAGGAAUCCCCUGGAGCAUCCCCAGGAAGAGGAUAUUGAGAAAGGAUAGUAUACAACGGAGAGGAGACCCAUGCAGAACUUUAAAAAAAAGAAAGAAAGAAUUUCUUGGUAAAAAGGAUCUCAAUAUAGGGUUUGAUAAACUGAGGCAGUAUGAUCCCGGUGACGGAAUUCAAGCACUUCACAGACCAACAACCUGCUUUCAAGGUGCUCAAGCCAUGGUGGGACGUGUUGGCUGAGUACAUCACUAUAGCCAUGCUGAUGAUAGGCGUUUUUGGCUGCACGCUGCAAGUGACCCAAGAUAAGAUUAUCUGCCUUCCCAGCCGUGUCCCUAGUGGCACGUCCUUCUCUGAGGCAACUUGUGAAGAUUUCACCAGGAAGAAGAUCAAUACCUCUGAGCCCACUCAGCCCUCCACUUACCAAGAAAUGAGUGGAUUACGGAACAACCUAGACCUCCAACAGUACAGCUACAUCAAUCAGAUGUGCUAUGAGACAGCCCUUCAUUGGUAUGCCAAGUACUUCCCCUACCUUGUCGUCAUCCACACCCUCAUCUUCAUGGUGUGUGCCUCUUUUUGGUUCAAAUUUCCUGGUACUAGUUCCAAGAUUGAACAUUUUAUCUCCAUCCUGAGCAAGUGCUUUGACUCGCCCUGGACUACACGAGCCAUCUCGGAGGUCUCUGGGGAGAACCAGGAAAACGGAAGCCCAGAGAAGAUAAAUCGGAGAAGGAAAAGUAGUGCUCCUAGUGAGUCUACUGAGCUUUCCCCUGCAGGGGGAUCAGUUAUGGAGAAAAAAGUUGCAGAGUCCUCCUCCGUUAGCCUGUUGGACAAGAAGGAAGGGGAACAGGCCAAAGCUCUCUUUGAGAAAGUGAAGAAAUUCCGGCUCCAUGUAGAAAAAGGAGACAUCCUUUACACCAUGUACAUUCGCCAAACUGUUCUCAAAGUCUUCAAGUUUCUAGUCAUCACUAUCUACAACACAGCCCUGGUCCACAAUAUCAGCUUCAUAGUGCCGUGCAGCGUGAAGAUGGAGGACAUGACAGGCUAUGACCAUUUCUGUUGCAAUCACACCAAAGCGCACCUGUUCUCUAAGCUGGCUAUUUGCUACAUCUGCUUCCUUGGCAUAUACGGCAUGACCUGUCUCUACACACUCUAUUGGCUCUUUCAUCGGCCACUCAAAGAGUACUCUUUCCACUACGCACGUGAAGAAACAGGCAUCAGCGACAUCCCCGAUGUCAAGAAUGACUUUGCUUUCAUGCUCCAUCUCAUUGACCAGUAUGAUUCCCUCUACUCCAAACGCUUUGCUGUGUUCCUCUCUGAGGUCAGCGAGUUCAAACUCAAGCAGCUCAAUCUCAAUCAUGAGUGGACGGUAGAUAAAUUGCGGCAGAAGCUGCAAAAGAACUCUCAUGACCGGCUGGAACUCAGUCUCUUCAUGCUUUCUGGUUUGCCUGACACUGUCUUUGAGUUGACUGAGGUGGAGUCCCUGAAAUUGGAGCUUCUCAAAGAUGUUACGUUCCCCACCUCUGUGACUCAGCUGGUCAAUCUUCAGGAGCUAUCCUUGAUCAAUUGCCCUGUUAAGCUAUCUUUUACUUCCCUUAUGUUUUUCCGUGAACAGCUGAAGGUGAUGCUUGUAAAAUUUGAGGAGAUCAAAGACAUACCAGUGUGGACCUACAACUUGAGAGGAUUGGAAGAGUUGUACAUCUCAGGGACUUUCAACCAGGAGAUGGGCCGGUCAGGAACUCUGGAAAGCCUGCGUGAGCUCAAGAAUCUGAAGACACUGACACUGCAUAGCAACAUCUCAAAAUUGCCACCCAGUGUGGCUGACGUUGCCACUCAUCUGCUGAAGCUCAGGAUCCUCAAUGAUGGGACCAAGCUGGUGACCCUUAACAACCUCAAGAAGCUCUCCUGUGUGCAAGAAGUGGAGCUAAUCAACUGCAACCUGGAACGUAUCCCUCAUGCUGUCUUUAGCCUGGUGAAUCUGCAGGAGUUGAACCUUAAAGAUAACCAGCUGCAUUCCAUCGAGGAGAUUAUUAGCUUCCAGCACUGCCGCAAGCUAACGCGCCUCAAACUGUGGCACAACCACAUCUCCAGCAUCCCUGAACAUAUCCGCAAGCUCAAGACCUUAGAGCAGCUUGACCUCAGCCAUAACCACAUUGAGGUCCUCCCUGCCCAGCUAUUCCUGUGCACUAGGUUGCGUGAGUUAGAUCUCUCGCAUAACAACAUCCGGGUCAUCCCUCCUGGGAUGGGAGUUCUACAGGCCCUUCAGUGUUUUGCCAUUUCUCACAAUGCCUUAGAGGUGCUGCCCAAUGAACUCUACUUCUGCAAGAAACUCAAAACUCUCAAAGUGGGGCACAACAAACUGCACCGCCUCUCUGACCGUGUGAGUUGGCUGCCUUUGCUCUCCAAACUAGAGCUGAAAGGGAACCAGCUGGAGGCCCUGCCUCUGGAAAUUGGCAAGUGCCCAGCCCUUAGGCGCAGUGGCCUGGUGGUGGAGAGCAUGCUCUAUGAUGCACUGCCUUUAGAAGUUAGGGAGAAAUUGGAGGAGGAGUGAUGAGGAGAAUGACAGCAGGAGUGGCAUUCCCUCUCAGGGACUGGCUACACAGGUAUGGAGUGAUUAAGAAUCAGGGAUGGGCCUGGUGGAAUCAGAUAAGCAGACUUCUGUUUUAGGCUGGAACCAAGGAGGGAAUGGAACCUUUUCAUCCUAGUGGUGGGGGGGGGCAGAAAGUAGCAGCGCACAAGUGGAACAAAGAACACAACAAAGAACAAAGGCAUUAAGUGACUUUUAAAAAAUAGUUUGCAGAACAGAUAAGUAGCAGGAAUUAUUCAUGGGAAAGAAAUGGUUGCGCCAAACCAAAUCAUUAUAGUUAUUUUUAUACGUA
Molecule: messenger RNA, 3054 nt
Organism: Hemicordylus capensis (graceful crag lizard)
Lineage: Eukaryota; Metazoa; Chordata; Lepidosauria; Squamata; Cordylidae
Product: volume-regulated anion channel subunit LRRC8E-like
Exons: 4
Coding region: 336-2726 (796 amino acids)
Molecular function (GO): protein binding
Source: RefSeq, a predicted model, not a curated record